This is a messenger RNA of Alternaria conjuncta, 750 nucleotides long. RefSeq lists its product as uncharacterized. Gene Ontology annotation, molecular function: peptidase inhibitor activity; phospholipid binding. The record is from RefSeq and is a predicted model, not a curated record. The transcript is spliced from 2 exons. NCBI's taxonomy places the organism in Eukaryota, Fungi, Ascomycota, Dothideomycetes, Pleosporales, Pleosporaceae. The coding region runs from base 1 to 750 and encodes 249 amino acids. Gene Ontology annotation, biological process: regulation of Ras protein signal transduction; regulation of proteolysis.
AUGAUGCAUUUCAUACCUUCAGUAUUGGUUGCUGGAUUAGUGGGUCUUGCGCAGGCGCAAGUACCCUCAGGUUUUACGCCUCAGGCUACCACCAAGCUUGAAGUCAUCUUCAAUUCGACCAUGGUCAACUCAGCCGGGCAGCAAUUAGCAAAAGCCUCUGCCGCGACACAACCACAACUUGCAUUAUCCAGCGCCAUGAUAGAUGCAAGCCAAACGUACAUGUUUGUGAUGCUCGACCUCGAUGUACCACCAGCGGACGGCGGCACAGAACGCCGUACACUAUUACACUGCAUGAACACCGGAUUCAAAGCAACAAAACAACAACUCAUGGGUGCGGCCACUCUGCUCGCAUCAUCGGAAAAGGGCCCCGCCCCAUACAUCCCUCCAGGCCCUCCAGCAACCGACACAGUCGCGCAUCGAUACGUCGAACUGCUCUUUCCGCAGCCUGCCAGUCUGAACAUCCAGGCAUCAGCAUUCGCUGGCGUACAAGACAGGAUAGGCUUUGACAUCCAAUCGUUCAUGUCGCAGAACGGUGUGAGUGCGCCGCUCGCGGCAAACUUCUUCCGUGUUGAUGGAAGGAUAAGUGCAACGGCUAGUGGAACUGGAUCAGCAACAGUAGCGUCGGGCGCUGUUGCUACGCCUACGGGAACACCACAGGCCUUCACUGGUGCAGCUGGCGAGAUUAGCGUACCGUAUGGAACGGCUGGUUUGCUUAGCGGUGUAGCUCUUUUCGCGGUGCUCGUGUUGUAG